CUGGUAUAAGAGGGCGCUCCUCCAAGGGCUGGCACGCUGGGCUCCCAGCUCAGGCCCUGGCUGACAUCAGAUCAGACCCAGCCAGCUCCAGCAGCAGUGGCCAGUCCUCCUGAGGUGAACAGAGAGGCUGAGAGCACCAUGGCGCGAUCCUCUCUCCUUUUCCUGCUGGCUCUGUCACUGUGCUUAGCCCUGGGGAUCACUGGACAGGAAGAUCAGGGCAACAAGAGUGGAGAGCGGAUCAUCGACGGCUACCCCUGUGAGAAAGGCUCACAUCCCUGGCAGGUGGCCCUACUCCGAGGCGACCAGCUCCACUGUGGGGGCGUGCUGGUCCACGAGCGCUGGGUGCUCACUGCCGCCCACUGCAAGAUGAGUCAGUACACUGUGCAGUAUGGCACUGACAAGAUAGGUGACAGGAAUGCGCAGAGGAUGAAGGCCACCAAGUCAGUCCGCCACCCUGGCUACUCCACAAAGACACAUGCCAAUGACCUCAUGCUAAUCAUGCUGAAUAGGCCUAUCAGGAUGUCCAGCAAAGUGAAGAAAGUCAACCUGCCCACCCGCUGCGAGCCUCCAGGGACCUCCUGUACUGUCUCAGGGUGGGGCACCACCACCAGCCCAGUCGCUACCUUCCCCAAGGACCUCAUGUGCUCUGAUGUCAAGCUCAUCUCAUCCCAAGACUGCAAGAAGGUUUACAAGGACCUCCUCGGCAAAACCAUGCUGUGUGCCGGCAUCCCAGAUUCCAAGACCAACACCUGCAACGGUGACUCAGGGGGACCGCUGGUGUGCAAUGACAACCUGCAAGGUAUCGUGUCCUGGGGAACCUUUCCCUGUGGACAGCCCAAUGACCCAGGGGUCUACAGCCAAGUUUGCAAGUACACCAGGUGGAUAAACCAAGUCAUAUCAAGGCGUCGCUGACAGACAAGCGAGGCCAAGCAACUGUGUACUGUCAAGAGAAAAUCCACAGAAAUCGGGGCGUCAAGGUUGACGAACAAGUCACUUCCAGCUCUACCUUUCUUCAAAGAUACUUUCAAACCUCAAAGCACACCACAUCUGUAAACCAGUUUUUAAAAAAAUGUCAAGGAUCAAAAACCAAAGGGAGAAAAGAAAAGCCUCACUGAGGUGGUGGGUGUUGUAGGGAGAAGAUGGCUGUCAAUACGGA
Perognathus longimembris pacificus (Pacific pocket mouse) is the source of this 1156-nucleotide messenger RNA. RefSeq names its product kallikrein related peptidase 7 (gene Klk7). Lineage: Eukaryota; Metazoa; Chordata; Mammalia; Rodentia; Heteromyidae. The transcript has 6 exons. Gene Ontology annotation, molecular function: serine-type endopeptidase activity. Gene Ontology annotation, biological process: proteolysis; positive regulation of antibacterial peptide production. The record is from RefSeq and is a predicted model, not a curated record. Bases 139 to 912 code for a protein of 257 amino acids.